CACUAAAAAUAGUUUGUCGCAUAAUCCUCAACACAAAAGACUUGCCGACUCUUCGAACACCACUCUAUGUAUGGAUGUUACAUUAAUUACGUUUCGUUAAAUAAGAAAAACAUUCCACGCUCCCACAAAAAACAUGAAAGUAAUCUGAAUAUAAUUGCGCAUCGUAAUAAAAAUAGCUUCAUAAAUCACAAUGUCAAACACAUCUCAGCCAGUCUGAGCUCUCACACAACAUGGGAGAUAAGAUAACGGGCGCGUCAGUAGUCAGUCACUUGCAGGCGAUGGACAACUUCGGGUACCGCGAGAUGGGGUGGCCUUCUCCCCUUCAUACGCCCGCCCAAACCACGCCCAUGAGGGCUGGAUUCCGUGGCAACAGCCUCAGAUCGCGAGCUCCAAGAGAGCCGGAAGAAUUUCCACUAAAUACCAAUUACAACAAACAUGUUAGAAACAUUGAUCUUUUGGAGUCAGCUCGAGAGCCCUGGAAAGCGAAAGAGUACCUCUUCGUUGGACCCUCCCCACCAGCUGAAGAUGCUCCCAACAUGUACCACAGUUUCGAUGUCCUCGCUCCAGAUCCUGAAGCCAGGUUGACUGAAGAAGCCGCCCGCAGAAGCCUGUGUGAAAAAGCUUUGACACUUGGUGCUGCAAGAUUCUUUGAUGAUGUAGAGUGUGGAUUAAUAACAACAGACAACAUCCAGGAACACAUCUGCUCUGCUCCUGAAGUGGUUGUGAACUUGACGUUACUGUGGGCUGCGUUGCUUGCCAGGGAUGAACUACUGCCAGCGAUUUUGGAAGCAGGUGCUGACAUCCACUACUCAGAACCUGAAGGUUUGACAGCGUUACAUCUCGCAGCAUUCAGUGGUGCAGGGCGAGCGGCCAUCUUCCUUCUCUCUCGUGGUGCUGAUGUUGAUUUUGCGCCGAAAUACUUCGCACCCCUUCACUGUGCUGCGUUUGGUAAUUCUUUGGAAGUGGCUGAAAUUCUCAUAGCUAAUGGUGCUUCGUUACACGCUGUCGUGCAAAGGGCAGGAUGUGAGGAUAAUCUAGUGCAUUGUGCAGUUCGAGCUGAUGCUGUUGAGUGUAUGGAACUGUUCAUCGAGAGAGGAGUGGACCCAGCGUAUGUUACCUCGGGUGGAUUGAACGCCUUACAUCUAGCCGCUGAACUUGGUGCACAAAGAUGUCUAUCGUAUUUACUGAAAGAGACAAAGAUAAGUGUAAACGGUGUUACCAAACAAAGAGAUAAGGAAUGCACAGCUAUACAUCUAGCAGCGGCGAGAGGGUACGCUGAAUGUCUAGAGCUAUUGUUAUCAGAGGGCGCAAAAGCAAACACGAAGAAUUACAGGGGUUUUACCGCAUUACAUCUUGCAGCUAGAUGCUCAAGUAUCGAAUGUGUUGAAGUGCUUCUCAGAGAUGGAAAUGCUGACCCUAACGUUGAAGACUAUGACAAACGCACACCACUACAUGCCGCCAUUGGUCGAUCGGAGCGCGCCUGUGACAUCAUUGAUAUGCUUGUAAGUUGGGGUGCUCAAGUCAACAAAAAGGAUGAGUAUGGGUAUUCACCACUGCAUUUAGCCGCUAUGGAUAAUUUGACACAAUGCGUGGAAACUCUUAUAUUCCUUGGAGCUGAUGUGACUUCGAAAUCUAAGAAAGGGCACACAGCUUUGAGUGUGAUUGCUAGGAAAACUCCGAAAUCAUUAGCGAUAUUGCGCCAUAAUCUUGAUUGUGGCAUCUCUUUAAACCAACCGAGUGAAUCUAACGAAGAAGUACAAAUUGAAUUUGAUUUUGGUAGAAUGUUGAAAUUUUCUUAUCCGCGCGAGAUCACAUAUUUAAACAGUUUGAUAGAUGAAGGCCAAAAAGAUAUAUUACUACAUCCGCUUUGCUCCGCGUUUUUGUUUAUGAAAUGGAGGAAGAUAAGGAAGUUUUAUUUGGCGAGGCUAAUAUUUUGUUUUCUUUUUGUAUCAUUCCUGUCCAUUUACGUGUUGACGGCUGUCGUCAAGACUUGUAAGGGUAAAUAUGCUGAGAAGUAUGGCGUGCUGAACGAACUCUGUCAGAAGCAAUCGCUGUUAGGUUUGAUUCUUACUAACAAUCCUAUAGAAUUCGAGAGAUGGGUUUUGAUGGCUAUCACAGCAUUUGAAAUCCUUCGGAAGCUGACUGGCAUAACUGGGUAUUCAAGUUUUUAUCAAUACUUUACAACGUUCGAGAAUUUGAUGGAAUGGUUUGUCUUGCUGUCUGUGUUUUCUCUUUACAAAAUACAUAAUGAUUACAGCUGGCAGAACCAUGUCGGAGGGUACGCGGUGUUGGGAGCUUGGACUAACUUGAUGCUAAUGAUGGGUCAACUUCCAAUGUUCGGUGACUAUGUGGCCAUGUAUCAAAAAGUAUUGACAGAGUUUCUGAAAUUGUUAUUAGCCUACAUUUGUCUUCUCCUCGGCUUCACGAUCUGCUUCUGCGUUGUGUUUCCAAACGAGGAGAUGUUUUCAAACCCUUUGAUGGGCUUCAUCAGUACAUUAUCAAUGAUGGUAGGAGAGUUGAAUUUGAACAUCUUGAUUAAUGACCCAACGAAAGAUGAUCCGCCGUUGAUAUUCGAAUUGUCCUCACAAAUUAUCUUCAUCCUAUUCCUUAUGUUCGUCACUAUUAUCUUGAUGAACCUACUUGUCGGUAUUGCUGUCCACGACAUUCAGGGCUUACGUAAGACCGCUGGUCUUUCCAAAUUAGUCCGUCAGACUAAACUGAUUUUGUUUGUAGAAAUGGGUAUGUUCAGCGCUUGGCUGCCAAAAUGUCUUCACAAAUAUGUAUACAGAACUGCUCUGGUGUCACCAGAAGCUGGCAAAGUGAUCUUGAGUGUGAAACCCUUGAAUCCUAGAGAGAAGAGAUUGCCCACAGACAUAAUGAUGGCUGCAUACGAAUUGGCGCAGUUGAACAAAGUGAAAUCAGGAAGGUCUAUCAAAGAGAUUCUGUAUAAGAACAAGUACACGUCGAAAUUGAAGAAUGAGGGACAAUUUGCACCUGAUCAUAAUUUCAGUUUAGAGAUCAGAGGAAUGCAGGAGAAAAUAGAUCAGGCCACGUUUAAUAUGAAGAAGAUAGACCAGGAGAUACGGCAUUUGAACACUCUAUUGAUGGACCAACAGACUCUUCUGCAUAACUUCUUCAAAAACACUGAUAUCAUCCCAUACAAGGCUCCUCACACAGCCACUCCCAUAUAUUCCCCAGAGUCCCCAAUAUUUUUCACUAACACAAGCACGAGUCAGUAUUCGGAAAACAGUACUAAAUGAUAAUAGGUCGUAUGGUAAUUUAAGUGAAUAAAGAAAUUGAUACUUGUGCUCAAGUAGUUACAGUUCAAUGUUGAAUGUUUCUUUGAGUAUCUGGUUAGGAUGUGCUUAAGAGCCUGAAGGGAAAAUUAUUUAAACAAAGUUUAAGUUAAGCUGAAAUGUAUAAAAUGCUUGUUAACUUUACAGAUGUGGUUCAUAUCUCAUAAACUGCUGAAGCGAUUUUAAUAAAACUUGAAACUGCACUUAACAUUUUUCCUUGAUGUAUUAUGUAUUUAAAUAUGAGACCACGUAAAUACACUCCUAUUUUUGGAAAUCUAUCCAAUAAAUAACUGCUAAAGAAGUCAGGGUAUUAUUAUUAUAGAUUAAGAAUGCAAUACUAAAUGAAAUGAGAUGAAUAAUAAAUUUCACAAUGUUAUGUGUCUAACAUGCAAUUGCAGUAUUAAAAAAAUAAAGUCAACUAAAACAAAAUGUACGAUCAUUCGCGAAAACAAAUCUUUUUGUAAACAGAAAUGUUCCCAAAAAACAAUAAAAUAUUCCGAAAUAUUUCUAGAUAACAAUUAAUUUGUUCUACGAUAAAGUCUGUGUAUCAGUACCCUUAGUACGAGUUUGCUUUACGU
Spodoptera frugiperda (fall armyworm) is the source of this 3874-nucleotide messenger RNA. Its product is annotated as transient receptor potential channel pyrexia-like. The transcript has a single exon. The coding region runs from base 231 to 3260 and encodes 1009 amino acids. The record is from RefSeq and is a predicted model, not a curated record. NCBI's taxonomy places the organism in Eukaryota, Metazoa, Arthropoda, Insecta, Lepidoptera, Noctuidae. Gene Ontology annotation, biological process: transmembrane transport; monoatomic ion transport. Gene Ontology annotation, cellular component: membrane. Gene Ontology annotation, molecular function: protein binding; monoatomic ion channel activity.